Solanum lycopersicum (tomato) is the source of this 1587-nucleotide messenger RNA. Lineage: Eukaryota; Viridiplantae; Streptophyta; Magnoliopsida; Solanales; Solanaceae. The record is from RefSeq and is a predicted model, not a curated record.
AUGACUUACAUUCCAAUGAGUCUUAAUUUGGGAGAUGAUGUAAUUACUUGCAUCCUCUCAAAACUCCCUGUUGAAUCUCUUCAACGUUUUAAAAUUGUUCAAAAAUCAUGGUGUUCAAUCAUCAACGAUCCCAAUUUCAUCAAGUUGCAUAUAGACGAUUCAUCGUCCGAUAUUAAUCGUCAAAAUAUCCUCUUAAUUUCAUCAAAAACAACUCCAUCACCUUGUUUAAAAUAUAACAUGUUAGCAUUCAACAUUGGUACAACAUGUGCAUCAUCACUUAGUGUGAAUUCUCAAGUUGUUUCUCUUAAUCCACCAAAUUAUCUAAUGUCUCGAGAUAUUUCAUAUCCAUUGGUGAGUUCUUGUAACGGCUUGUUAUGUGUGGUGUAUAAGUUCGCGAUAUUUAUAUGGAAUCCAGCUAUUCGAAAAUACAAAACUGUUCAAAAGACUCAUCGAUACAUAUCAAUGCUAUAUGAAUUCGAAUCAACGUUGUAUGGAUUCGUGUAUGAUUCUAUCUGUGAUGAUUAUAAGAUAAUCGCUAUAUUUGUGAUUAAUUCGAAAGAUAGACAUUAUGUUAUUGGAAUAUACUCUGUGAAUAAUGAGUCUUGGAAAAAGAUUGACUUUGUUCCUAUUGGUUAUCGUUUGUUUGACCAAAAUCCAGUUUCAUUAGAUGGUACGAUUAACAUGAUGGCCAAUGAUGAUAAUAGUGGAUUAGAUAAUAAGUUUGUGACUAUAUCUUUAUUUGUGGCUAAUGAGAAAUUUAUUGUAACGCCCGUCCCAUUGCAAUAUCAUGGGACUCGUAUGAAAUUAUAUAAUUUUGCUAAUCGUCUCUAUCUUUUCUCCGUGUUUGUUGAGAUGGAUUUUUUGUUGUGUUCACUCGAGAAAGAUGGGGAACGAUGGACAUGGACUAACGUCAUGAAAAUUCCAACGAUGCCCUCAUUCGUUGGAGUUGGAGAGAAGGAGAAAUGGUAUUUAGAUGAUAUCAUAUGUUUGAAGGAAAAUGAGAAUAUCCUGUGGAGGAAAACGAAUGGUGAGUUUAUAGAGUACAAUGUGCGUGAACAAGAAGUGAAUGAGUUUACCUUGAAAGAAAUUUCGCCUUCUACAGAUUUAUCCAUCUUGUUCGCGGGAAGUUUAGCUAACUUGAGAAUUCCAUGGGACUAGAAGUUCAGGAAGAACAUGUUGUCUUAUUCUUCGAUUUUACCAUUACAUGUUGUGUUUGAGAUUGCGUAGUUUUGCUGAUUGUGAAGAGAUUGGUUAUGAGUAAGUGUGAUCUUUAUGUUAUGUAAGCUUAGACGAAAAACAUGCUUCAGUAUCUGCUUAAUAGUUGUCUAUAUUGAUUGUUUCUUUAAUCUUCACGUGUCGUUUGGGGUUUUAUUGAAUCGUCAAAAGAUCAAGUCAGUUUCCUUGAAGGCUUUGAGGAUUUUGUAUUGUAGGGUUUAUAUGGGAGAUUGAGGAUUUUGUAUUGUAGGGUUUUUAUGGGAGAUUGAUGCUCCAAUUUUGGUAUAAGUUGAGUACAUAGGACUCAACCUUGGCUCAUUGAGUACUAAAAUGAUUACAUGUUUCAUCAAUCCCUUUAAUGUAUAUGAAAGA